This is a messenger RNA of Drosophila hydei, 468 nucleotides long. RefSeq lists its product as uncharacterized. The coding region runs from base 253 to 447 and encodes 64 amino acids. Lineage: Eukaryota; Metazoa; Arthropoda; Insecta; Diptera; Drosophilidae. The record is from RefSeq and is a predicted model, not a curated record. The transcript has a single exon.
UAUAUAUGCGCGUGUGUGUGUAAAUGGGCGUAUAUAUAUAGACGUGUGUGCGACAUUUAAUUAGCAUACGCGUUUCACUUCAGCUCGCUCUCGCUCUCGCCCUCUGCCUCUCUCUGUGUAUCGCUGGUUCUCUGCUUGGCUUGUCUGGAAAACAAAAAAAAAAAAAAAAGAAGCAAAACAAAACAACCAAAAAUUAUCCAAAUACAACACAAAAGUUAUUUCUUGUUUUUUGGAAGAAACUCUUUCAACACAAUGCUGGAUCCCAUAUCGGACGCGCCGCUGGUGUUGGCCUAUGCGUUUAUGUCGCUGCUGGUGCUGAUCGUGUGCUUUAUUUUAUUCAAUGUGGUGCACAAGCUCUAUCGCAGCAUGGGCGCUGGUGAUGGGGGCGUGUCGAGCUGUUCGCUCAAGACAGCUAUGUUGGAGGUGGAUGUCAUGAAAACCGGUUAACAGACAGAAGCACAAACAACA